AUGGGGCGUCGGCGUCUCUAUCAUACCGAAGAAGAGAAAGCCAAAGCUCGGAAAACGAAAGCCAAGUUAUACUAUGUCGCGAAUCACAUUAACAUCUGCCGCCGCUCGCAUCUACAAUACAAGAAAAAAGUAGACGCAAUAAAGAAAGAGAAAUUACGGAAGAUUCUUGAAGGUUCAGACGAUGAUAGUGAGAUCAGGGACAAUCCUCUUACUAUCAUCGCGAAUGCCCGUGAACGGGUCGAUCGAGUGACGAAUGGGGCAAUCUAUACUUAUGUCGACAAACUAGUCCUUUGGUGCCUCAAAAACCCCGAGGAAGCCGUCCAGCUGUGUGUUUUCCGAAAAGAUUGUUGGCGUGAAUUGAUGGAGCAAGUCCAAGAGGCGUUGAGAGAGAUACAGCAAGAGCAUGGCUGCGGGGACGUAUACAAGGAAGCUGAUUUAGUAGGCAAGGAUAUCUGCCAUGCCGUGACCCUCAUCGAGGAGAUACAUACUCACACGGUUACGUCCCUUGAUGAAAUGGAGGAUUGGCACUCCAGCAGGAUUUUUUUGUACCAGAUUUGUGCUGAAGGUUCCGAGGUGUCCAUAUAA
This is a messenger RNA of Laccaria bicolor S238N-H82, 585 nucleotides long. RefSeq lists its product as uncharacterized. The record is from RefSeq and is a predicted model, not a curated record. Lineage: Eukaryota; Fungi; Basidiomycota; Agaricomycetes; Agaricales; Hydnangiaceae. The transcript is spliced from 3 exons. Bases 1 to 585 code for a protein of 194 amino acids.